ACCCCAGGCACAUAAAAAAAGUGUUUGAUCGCAAUACGAAUUAUGGAGAGUCAUGGGGAGCCAUUAUCAACUUAAAGUUAUAUAGAGCGCACAUCUUUACUUUAUUUCAGAAACAAAAAUACUUGCGCAUGCGUAUUAUGUGCACUUACGUUUUUAUUACUUGUGGUCUACAACAUGGUUGCCUCGAAAAAAACGUUUUGUGACCAAAACAUUUUUCUCACCAGGUGUUAGAUUUUAAAUAAAUACCAAAAUUUACUGUAACCUAAAAUGAGUCUCUCUGAAAAAGAUCGGGAAAUACUACUCCAUGAAAUACAGCAGAUCCAGCAGACUCUUGAAUCAACUGGCCGUUCCUUUGGAACCUGUGCAAGUGAUGAAGACGAAGAAACAGUGCAAAAUUGGACUGAAUCAGAGUGGGGUCAGGAUUCGAAGGGUUUCUUUCAUGAAACUAAGGAUGAAGAAGAUCAGGAGGCAUUUACAACUGUGUCAAUUGCAUAUGACCCACCACAAAGGAUCUCAAAUGAAGAAGAAAACCACGACAACCUUAUUUCUGAAACUUCUAACUUGAUGCAAAACGAUCAACCACUAGUGACAAAUUUUUUACAAAACCUUGAAGAGAAUAAAAGAAAUUCAUCAAAUUCAGAGACUGUUUCAAAUAUACCAAUCAAAAACGAAAAUAUAAAAAGUGGUCUGACAAGAAAACUUAAGAAGAGAUUGGCACAGGACAGUCAAUUAUGUGGCAAUGCAUCAAAGGAAAAGGGUGUCUAUGAACAGUCAGCUGAUAAUGUUAAUCUGUUGCCUCUGGUAAGCUCAGCAGCAAAGAAGAAAACAGAACAGAUCAAUAUGUCAAACUUGUAUGUGGAACGCAUCUUUCGAGAUUACCGAAAAGAUAAACAUAAGCCGUCACCCUCAAUUGCUUCAAAAGGACACCAUGAAGGUCGCCUUGUAAAAAGUAGUGCAAGUUUGAGUACGCUUGAAAAUUUACUUCAAGUAAACAGACAAUAUCAGGAAGUUUUAAAAGAUGAAUUAAAAAAAGUUGAAUUGGCGGUAACAAGAAAUAGGAAAGCCCAGCACGAAUUAGCACAGAGCGGUUACAAAAAAGACAGUGCCUUAACAAUCAACCAACUGUCUAGAGCUUGUAUUGGUCGGUUUGGUAAUCCCUAUUUUAAAGACUUUGAUGGUUUGGGACCACCUGAUAAUGAAGAUACCAAGGAGAAAAAACGAAAUAUGCAAGCUGGUCCUUUUACCAAGCCUUCUAAACCAUGGAAGCAUUCAGAAACCGUGGAGCUACAAGAUGGUGUAUAUCAAAACAACUUGGAAAAACGUAUUGAACAUUUGAUGCAAAGGCUAAAGAAAAUUGAAAAAGAUUGUAAAGGAAAAACAAACGACGAAAAAAUGCUAAUCCGUAGACCUCGUACAGAAAUAUUGAAAAAAAUUACAGAAAUAAAAUCUCUUCCACGUGACGAGUUGUUAAAAGACGUGGUUGAUAUUGACUUUUUCAAGAUAUCAAAGCAUUAUGUGCCCACUCGAGAAGAUUUCGAAUGUCGUUUACAGUGGUACAAUGUUAUCCAUCCUUCUAUCAAUCAAAAAAAGUUCACUAAGGAAGAAGAUGCCAAGCUUAUCAAACUAGCAAAAAAAUAUGAAAAUCACCACUGGGAAGCUAUAUCGAAGGAGCUGGGAACUAAUAGAACACCGGUGCAGUGUUUGCAGAGAUUUCAGAGAACUUUGAACAAAGAAAUGAUAAAAACAACGUGGGAUGCAGAAGACGACGCGAAGUUAAAAGAAGCUGUGCGGAUAUAUGGUAAUAACUGGGUAGCAGUGGCAAAUCAUGUUGGCAAUAAACUCAGUGAUCAGUGUCUUAAUCGAUGGGAGAAAAGCCUAAAUCCGAAUAUAAAAAGAGGGAGAUGGACGGAAGACGAAGAUAAAGCAUUAAUAGCUGCUGUAAAAAAACAUGGAAUGGGAAAUUGGAAGGCGAUUAAACUGGUUGUACCAGGACGUACUGAUGCACAAUGUCGUGAAAGGUAUGUAUCAUCGCUUGACCCAAAUAAUGAUUUUUCUCCAUUCACAACAGAAGAAGACAAAAAAUUAAUUGCAGCAGUGAAAACGCAUGGGACAGGCAAAUGGUCUCAGAUAGCAAAAGAGUUUCCUGGGCGACGUGAUAGUCAAAUAUGGCGAAGAUACACCCAGAUAAAAUCAGAUGAGUAUUUUGCAUACCGUCGGGAAACCCAUUGGAAGAAAAAAUCUGUGAUAAAUUACUUUGGAAAGUUAGGCCGCAGAAGCGAAAAAAGAGACUACGAAAUUACGGAUUUAGAAGUUAACUACUCGCCCUCUGUUAACCCGGCGGAAGCAAAGAAAUUAAAACGAGCGAGAGAUAAGUUGUUGGAUGUUGGUCUAAAUGAAGAGGAAGCUACUAAGCAUCUUGCUCGUAUGCACUUCGACGGUGUGUUUUCAAAAUCAACCCUCAACUCCAAUCCUGUAUCCAGGGUUAAGGAGACAACAACGUUGGGAAGGCAACUGAAGGAACCCGUUAAAAUUACGCGGAAUUCUAUUGUAAACACGACCGACCCGGGCAACUCCUCCGCAAAUGAGGAACUUAACAUUGCAAAAGAUAUAACGCAAGUAAUAUCCUCUGUUGAUAAUCCCAGGAAAGAUCUUCCGUCAACGAAGCCAGCUUUGCUGCUGAAUACUAAAACGGAAAAUUUAGUUACAAUACAGAUACCGAAGGGAGUGUUUGGUCAGACUUCUCGUCAGAAAGUAUUUGUGUCAGGUUCUGAUUUGAAGUACAGCCAGGUGAAGAGAAAAUGUGAAAGUUUAGAAAAUGCACAUCGAGAGAUGAAAUUAUCAACGAGCGCUCUACAAAAAGAGUUGAACGACUACAGAGUCGUAAUUACCAAUGCAGUUAUUGAAGAAAUAAAGAAAAAGAAGUUGUUGGAACUUAUCGAGACGUGCGCAAAACAGGUGAAUACCGUCGAUAAUGAUAGAACAGAUAACCAGAACGCAAUCCUUAGUCAAAGUGAGUUUGAUAUUGUCAUUGAAACAGACCAGACUGUCUCCAUAAAACAAGAACCUGAGGAUAUUGACAGUAUCGAAAAAGACUUUAUUGAUUUCGACCUUGGAUCAAGGAAAAGAAAGAAUACCGACUCGACUGUACUUGCUGGAACUCUGAUAAAGAAGGAAAGAGUAGAGAGCGUUGGUCCUACUUCCCGGCCUUACGCAGUCACGCAGGUUGAUACGGAGAAGAAUGCAAAUACAAGCGGAGUCGUGAUGAGUGAUCAGCUGAAAACAUUUACUCUUUUGUUACAGGCGUUGCAUGUCGACACAGCUGGUGUAAUGAAAGCAUUACCACGAAAUAACCUGGCUGGUUCUUGUCCAUCAAACAACUCACUUUUAUCAAACGCGCCAUUUCCUACAUGCUAUCCUUUAUCUCCUACGGAAUCUUCCUUGCAUGGUUUCAGGACAUUGCUACUACAUAGGCGAGUCUUAGGAGACAUUGUUAACCGGCAUUAUGAGAACACCCAGCGUGACCUCGCAUAUCAAAGAACAAGAUCUUAUCAAGCUCUUAGGAACAGGUUUAGAAGUAUUUUUAUGUGGCCUGCAUUUUUAGCUACCUUCAUACCGAAACGUGUUGUCGAGACAAACACCGGUAACACAACUAGUGCUCAAUCCAGCAGGAGUCGACCAGGCUUAAACCCAAUAACAAUUAUUGAAGAUAACAGCAGCGACGAGGACAAUACAAAAGAUUCAAUUCAAAUAUAUAUAGAGAAAAGAAUGCGGGCAACGAAUAGGAAGUAUUUGAGGAAAAAAAUAUCGCUUUUACAACAGCAGAAACAAACUAUAUCAGAUACCAAUUAGCAGAAGCAACAUUAUCUUUGAAUAUGUAAAUACAAGAUGAAGAUUUUUUGUACAAAGAAAAUACUUAAAUUAUACACGAUACCACACACACACACAGUUUUCCAUUUCUACCGCUGUAUUUUCUUUUUUUGUUUUUGUUUUUUAGUUUUACUCAAUUUUUGUUAAUUUUCAUACAGAAGAAAUGCAAUUUUGUGAAAUUAUGGCAACUUAUGCGAUAUUGUUGAUGUUAAUUUUUUUGUUUUUUUGUUCGUAUAUCUUAUUUAUUAAACCAUAAAAUAUUUAGACAGCGUUUGUUCGAUAAGAAAAGCUAUAGUCAGAAAUAGAUUAUAUAUUAUUUGUA
This is a messenger RNA of Hydractinia symbiolongicarpus, 4189 nucleotides long. RefSeq lists its product as uncharacterized. The transcript has 23 exons. NCBI's taxonomy places the organism in Eukaryota, Metazoa, Cnidaria, Hydrozoa, Anthoathecata, Hydractiniidae. Bases 268 to 3849 code for a protein of 1193 amino acids. The record is from RefSeq and is a predicted model, not a curated record.